Coffea arabica (coffee) is the source of this 471-nucleotide messenger RNA. Lineage: Eukaryota; Viridiplantae; Streptophyta; Magnoliopsida; Gentianales; Rubiaceae. The record is from RefSeq and is a predicted model, not a curated record.
AUGUUGGGCAAAGUGGCUUGCGAAGUUGAAGUUUAUAGUUUAAUCACUGAUUCAUGGAGAACAAUCCAGGCAGGUGUUCCUUGUAUCGCUGAUUAUGCUCAUCAUCGGCCUGUAACGUGCGAUGGAGCAAUAAAUUGGCUGGCAAGCAGAAGGGAUGAUGAGGUUUGGGACGCAAUCAUGGCAUUUCAUGUCAGUAAUGAGGUGUUCUCAGCAAUAGUUCUGCCUGCUGAACGUUCACCUUUGUCGGAUGGGGUUCUGUUGGUAUUCGAGGAGUUACUUGCGCUGUUCUGUUCGUGGAAUCUCCCUCCUAAUGGAAGAGAACAAGAAGAGAUGAAAUGCUAUUAUGAGAUAUGGGUGAUGGAGGAGUAUAAUGUUACCAAGUCAUGGACUAAACAGUUUAUUGUUGAGACAAAGAAGGUAUUGGGGUUUACACAGGAUGGCAAACUUAUUCUUCUUCAGAUGGAUAACUGA